Anastrepha obliqua is the source of this 5035-nucleotide messenger RNA. RefSeq names its product UNC93-like protein. The record is from RefSeq and is a predicted model, not a curated record. Lineage: Eukaryota; Metazoa; Arthropoda; Insecta; Diptera; Tephritidae. Gene Ontology annotation, biological process: regulation of potassium ion transport; regulation of muscle contraction. The coding region runs from base 748 to 2346 and encodes 532 amino acids. Gene Ontology annotation, cellular component: plasma membrane; striated muscle dense body. The transcript has 9 exons. Gene Ontology annotation, molecular function: potassium channel regulator activity.
CGUUCUCAGUCGCAGUCGAGUUUUAGUAGCAGCGACACCUGAAAAAUCGUACGUAGUAAGCAAGGAGAAAAAAAGACGCAACUACAAUAAGAACAACAACGCGUGUUUAUAUAUACAAACAACAAUAAAAACGUGAAAAACAAACUCGCGAGUUAAGUUUAGUGUAUUCGCAUCAUCACAUCAAACGUAGUCGGCAAAGUGCAAAUUAUCAGCUCCGCCAUCACCACCCCAACAAGUCGAACCGAACAACGACAACGAAAUCUGUACGCAUACGAGCGUUGUUUGUCGUUUCGGUGAUCGCGGUGAUUGAAGCGAAUGAAGUUCUAAAAACUCAUCACUAUAAAAAAUCAAAGAAAAUAUAUGAGAAUUCAUAGUUAAAUGAAAAUAAAACAGCGGUAAAGACAAAUACAACGCUCAGUUUUGUAAUAUCCCGUUUUCGGCGAAUUCACAUUUGUGGCAACUAAACAACAAACUGUUGCGCUGUUGUACGCGCCUUUGAGGAUCUUUCCUGCCUUUUGGGUGAUAUUCGUAGCCGUUAAUUUUAUUUAACAUAUAGUUAAUGGAAAUCACCAAAGCACAAUUCUUGGUCAAAUAGUCUAAUCAGCUUUAAUUACAAAAACUACAGCACGAAAUUCCAUACGACUAACUGCGACAAACAACAAAAGCGAGCCAAAUAGGAGAGUGAGUGAGAGAGAGACUUCAAUAACGAAAAAGUUUAAAGGCUUGUGAUUUACUUGGGCUGGCAAAAUGACAGGUUUCAGCAACGGAGGUUUUGAAAACGAUGAGCCGGUGAAGCCAAAAGCUGGUUUUGAGGCAGAUACAGCAUCACUCAGAGAGAAAGUCAUUUUAAAUCCGGGCGAAAAAUGGCGUAUUUUGAAAAAUAUCAGCAUCAUAUCAUUUGCAUUCAUGGUACAAUUCACAGCGUUUCAGGGCACGGCUAAUUUGCAGUCCUCGAUUAAUGCAACAGAUGGCUUAGGCACUGUAUCGUUGAGCGCCAUUUACGCGGCACUCGUCGUCUCAUGCAUCUUCCUACCCACACUUAUCAUACGCAAAUUGACUGUGAAAUGGACGCUGGUCUUCAGUAUGCUGUGCUAUGCGCCAUACAUUGCCUUCCAAUUGUUCCCAAAAUUCUACACGCUGGUUCCUGCCGGUAUUCUAGUCGGUUUGGGUGCCGCUCCUAUGUGGGCAUCCAAAGCCACCUAUUUGACACAAGUCGGUCAAGUUUAUGCCAAGAUAACCGAACAGGCCGUGGAUGCGAUUAUUGUACGAUUCUUCGGCUUCUUCUUCUUGGCCUGGCAAACAGCUGAGCUGUGGGGAAAUUUGAUCUCGAGUUUGGUGCUUUCGAACGGCGCUCAUGGCGGUGGCAGCAGCAACACCACCAUCACCGAAGAUGAUCUGCAAUACUGCGGUGCCAAUUUCUGUGUGACGGGUUCCAGCAAUAGCAACUUGACACGUCCAACAAACCAAGAAAUCUUCGAAAUCACCAUGAUCUACUUGUCUUGCAUUAUUGCUGCCGUCGCUAUAAUUGCCGUCUUCUUGGACCCGCUUAAGCGUUAUGGUGAGAAACGUAAGGGUUCACAAUCGGCACAAGAAUUGUCCGGCAUGGAAUUGCUUUCGGCCACUUUCCGUCAAAUGAAAAAACCAAACCAGCAAUUGCUCAUUCCCAUUACCAUUUUCAUUGGUAUGGAACAGGCUUUCAUCGGUGCCGAUUUCACACAAGCGUAUGUGUCUUGUGCUUUGGGUAUCCAAAAAAUUGGUUUUGUGAUGAUCUGCUUUGGUGUAGUCAAUGCUAUUUGCUCGAUUCUCUUUGGUUCAGUAAUGAAAUAUAUUGGACGUCUGCCAAUCAUUAUUCUUGGCGCUGUCGUGCAUUUCUCACUUAUCUCCAUUGAAUUGUUCUGGCGUCCCAGCCCCGAGAAUCCACUGAUCUUCUACGCCAUGUCCGGUUUAUGGGGUGUCGGUGAUGCUGUAUGGCAGACACAAAUCAACGGUCUUUAUGGUCUGCUCUUCCGUCGAAACAAGGAAGCAGCCUUCUCCAACUACCGUCUGUGGGAAUCAGCCGGUUUUGUGAUCGCCUAUGCAUAUGCCACAACUUUAUGUGCGCGCAUGAAGCUUUAUGUUCUAUUGGCUGUAUUGGCAUUGGGAUGUGUGGGUUACACCGUUGUGGAGAUUCUGUACAGAAGAAAGCAACGCAAGCUAAAGAAGCAAGAGAAAUUGGAGGCUGCCGCCAAGGAAAAGGAAGCUGCCGCCGCUGCAGCUGCCGCCGAGGCUAAUGCCACCGGUGAAGUGGAGGAGACCGAUGACGAGCUCGAUGAUCUCGAAGAAGAUAUUGUUGUGACGCACUUCUAAGUCCACUUCAACACACACACAUACACAUACUCACACAUUCACACAUCUGCAAAACAAAUACGCCUUCCAUAACGUAAUGUAAUGUAUGUACACACGUACACCUGUGAAAGUUUUGAAUGCAAGAAGCUUUGAACAUAGCGGCUUUGAAAAGCUUAUGCCCAAAGCGAAAAAGCAACACAAAUCACACACUCACACGAUGAAAGCUUUUGUUUUGUUUGUUACUCUCUUGUAUGGGAGCUUUUAGUGUUGGCGUGUAAGAGUGUUUUUUGUUUUUCUUCUUUUUUUGCAUGCAUAAAAAGAGAAGAGUGUAAAUGAGGCGGAGCGCCUAUGUAUUAGUAAUUAGUAAAGAAAGUAUGGAACUUUGAAUGAGCGCCUGCGCUUCUGCACCUUUCCCUAGUUGUUACUUUGUUUUAUGUAAAAAUAAAAACCAUUUUAAUACAAAAGACACUUUAAAGUUUAAAGUAUAUAAAUAGCCGAACAAGUAAUAACGAAUGUAAUUGAAAGUAAUGUGUUAUAAAGUUUAGUAGUUAUUUAGUCUAAUAAGUACAACAGAAACAGAACCGUCACACACAGACACACACACACACACUCUAACACUUGCACACACGUAAGCAUAGAAAGCACACAUACGCAAAAGCGCACACAUGCAUAUACGUAAGUGAAAUUUGUAAAUAAUUAGAAGGAAGUAAUAAAUGUAAUAAUUACUGAAAACCAAAAUCAUGCAAAAAACGUGUUGAAAACGAUAAAAGACGACGAAACAUUGUAAAAGAGAAAAUUGUUUCAAAAAUUAACACGCAGAUUCAAAUUUUUUAAAAUUUGCUGUUAACAGAUUUGCACAUGCUCCAGAAAAUGCAACAAGAGUUAACGUCCAGGCGAAAAAAUAACAAAAUGGAUGCCAAUUUGUGGGAUUGGUGGUGUCAAGGGUUUUCUUUAAGCUUUCACCACUGGCUCUUGCAAAGUAAAUGAACAAAUCCUUAACUAUAAUACUAAAAAAAAAGACGUGCUUCCUAAAGGCAGAUUAUACAUAUGUGAAACGUAAAAACAAACAAUUGCUCAAGUUACAUAUUAAUUGCUAAAACAGAAUUAAGACAGAACGAUAUGUGAAAGCAUACAUUUCUCCCAAAUGUAAAAGGGAAACUUAAAAAAAAACAAAUUAAAUAUUAUUAUAAUUUAAGUAAAACUUUUGCUCAUAAGGCCUCUUAAGUAUAUACAUAUAUACAUAUACAUAUAUAUAUAUAUAUAUAUAUAGGUAUAAAAUGUGAAUUCAACGCUCAAAACAAAAAACACCAACAACGCACAAAUUAUAAAUUGUGCUUUUUAAAAACUUUGUGAAUUAUUAUUUAGUAGCACACAUAUGUAAGUAGGCGCGCGUAUAACAAGAAUUUAAAUUUAUGUUGUUUUUAUUUUUAAUAAAUUUAAUUUCUGCUUAUACGCGCGCACGUAUCUAUUUUUCGUGUUUCUUUUUUUUUUGUUUUUUUUUUUUUUUGUUUAUUUUGUGACUUCUUUUAAGAAGUAGUCGAAUGUAGUAAAAAUAGUAAUAUUAGCUUGCGAAACUCAAAAAUAUUCCUUAAAAUAAAAACGAGUAAAACAAACAUUGUAUUAGUAAAAAAACGGAUGCCUUACACAAUUAACAGCACUAAAACCAUAUAUGUACAUUCAUUAAAAAUUUAAAAAAGAGAAAAACAAAAACUAAUAUAUAUAUGAAGAAAAGUUGUUAAAAAGAUAUGUACGAGUAUGAUUCACAAUGAGUAACAUGAAAUGUACUUAUAUAUUUUGCUCAGUAUUAUAAUGUUAAUGUUUAAGUGAUGUUUCAAUUUUUUUUUUUUUGUUUUUUUUUUUUGUUUUUUUUUCAACUAACUUAUUCUAUCCUAGCACCCCACCCCUCUGUGUAUUUCUCUAUAUGUUUCACAACGAAAAUCUUCCACAAGCGCACCUCUAACAGAAACUAUUUUAAGCCUAAUUUUCGCUUACAAAUUCGCUACUUUUGCUGUUUUUACUACGGUCAGACUUUUUUGUUUUUUUUUUAUCAUCCUGCUCAGACUUCUCAUUUUCGAAAUCCUAAAUUAUUUUCUAUUUAACCUACAAAAUAGUAUUUUUAUGCUCAUUGAUAUGUCUUUCGUCUAUCUAAUGUACCAUAUGUAUGUAAUUACAUAUCCUGCAUUUUUAUUAUAGUCCUUUAAGUAGUUGUAUUGCAUCCUUCACUACCUUCUUCUAAUUUUAUUCAUAUUAUUAUUUGAAAAAAAAAUUGUAUAAAUUUGUAAUGCUAUGCAUGUACGCUUGUAGUAGUAUGUGAAAUGCUGCAUACAUACACACGUGCAUGCAUGCGUACAAUAAAAGCUGAAAAAUGCAUAAAUAACCUGUAUAGAAAGCAAAGUGAAAAAAGAUUUGAAAAACUAUUAUGUACUACUAUUGCAAUAUAAAUAAUAUAUUUAUGUAACAAUUCAUAUCGUAUUAAAUAGUGUAUACGUACGCGUCUGUAUGUAUAUUUUAAGCAUACGAAGUUAAAUUUUAAAGUAGUUACAAAAGGGAGGAGAAGUGGUAAACGCAAUUGUAUUGAAUAAAAUGUUAUAAAACAAAAGCUAUUGAAAUAUACAGCUCGAUAGUAUAAUUUGCAAUCUAUAGUUUAAUGAUUACUUAUUAUUACAAAAUAAAUAAAUAUAACAAUACAGUAAUAAUGAAAAAUAAUAAA